UCAGAGUUGUGCUAUCUGGGAUGGCUUGAGAACCCCACAAGUUUUCUUAAAAUAUUCUAUUGAGACUUUCUUUUCAUCUUCAUUGACAUUAACUACUUUCCCCACAUAGUAGUCCUUGGAAGAUUUAAUAAUGGCAACAAAACUGUUCUUGGAAAACACUACAUCAUUGUCAUUUUUGUAACUCACUGGUAUCACUGGCAUAUCAGUUUCAUCAUUUGAGAUCACUGGCAUAUCAGUCUCAUUAUUGGUAAUCAUUGGUGUAUCAGUUUCAUUAUUGGUAAUUAUUGGCGUAUCAGUUUCAUCAUUGGAUAUCACUGGCGUAUCAGUCUCAUUAUUGGUAAUCACUGGCGUAUCAGUCUCAUUAUUGGAGAUCAGUGGCAUAUCAGUCUCAUUAUUGGUAAUCAUUGGCGUAUGAGUUUCAUCAUUGGUAAUCACUGGCAUAGAAGUUUCAUCAUUGGUAAUCACUGGUGUAUCAGUCUCAUUAUUGGUAAUCACUGGCGUAUCAGUCUCAUUAUUGGUAAUACUGGCAUAUCAGUUUCAUUAUUGGUAAUAACUGGCAUAUCAGUCUCAUUAUUGUUAAUCACUGGCGUAUCAGUCUCAUUAUUGGUAAUCACUGGCGUAUCAGUCUCAUUAUUGGUAAUCACUGGCGUAUCAGUCUCAUUAUUGGUAAUCACUGGCGUAUCAGUCUCAUUAUUGGUAAUCACUGGCGUAUCAGUUUUAUCAUUGGUAAUCACUGACAAAAGUCUGUGGAAUUGAAAACAGUUGAGAAAGUUCAUCCCAAAGCUAUCGAUCUUGAAAUGCGACAAAAAUAUGAUAAACUGCCAAAUAAAAGCCAGAAGCAGAAAUAUAGCAAAUCUACAGGAUUAAAAGGACAAACAGUACUAACCAGACAACAGCACUAUGAUGGCUUACAGCAAAUUUCCCCUGAUGGUGCUCAUGCCAUUCAGGAUUUAGUCCAUCAUUUAAUGGACUUGAUUACAGGAAAAACUGAUUCUGAGAAGCUCAGAAAUGCUGAAAAAUUGUUUGGCCGCUUCAAUAAUACAUGGAUCGAUAACACAAAGGAACCACCAGCAAAAAGGAGAAAACUCGCACAGCCACAAUCUCCAUGGACUUUAUCAACGUCCAAUUUAAAGAAGGCAGACAUUAGGGCCAUGUCAUUGCUUGUUCCCCAUGGAUGGGAUUUGAAACCUGGACCUUUAUUCUCUAAGCCACAUCUCCUGAAAAAAAUGCACUCAAAAGCGCAAUUUGUUAAAGAACAUAUUCUGAUUUAUUGUAUUCGUGCCCUCAUUGGAAAUAUUCAAAUAGACACUCUAAAACAAUUAUUCAAUUGCAUUGAUGAAAUGACUGCAGCUUCAGUCCCUAAAGAUUCAUGGAGUCAGUUGGCAGAAAAGACAAGCGAAGCUUUGUGCAUGCUCGAACAAGAUUGGCCUCUUUCCCUACAGAACAUUACUACCCAUAUAUUCCAUCAUAUGGUAAUGGACUUAGAACGCUCUGGCCCCAUGUAUGCUCGAUGGACUUAUCCAUUUGAAAGAGUUCAGUGUUGGGUGGCACACCAGGCCCUGAACAAACAGCAUCAAGAAGCAACCAUCAUGGAAGCAUAUGCAGUUUACGAUUGGGUGUCCAAUAUGGCAUUAAGCGGUCAGGCAGCUAAAGUCACCAAGAAAGUUCCAUCAGAAACCCCCAAGACUAUGACAGAGUAUAUGUCAAUGUCACCAUCUACAGAUAAAUGUAGGACAUUAUCUUUGUUAAAAUAGGAC
This is a messenger RNA of Owenia fusiformis, 1757 nucleotides long. The record is from the annotation of a GenBank genome assembly. NCBI's taxonomy places the organism in Eukaryota, Metazoa, Annelida, Polychaeta, Sabellida, Oweniidae.